AUGGAAGUUUCUAAGGAAGUCAUUCCUUCGAAGACAUGCAUUCUCCAACGCACAAAGAAGCGAGCUAAAAGGCCUCAACAUUCUCCUCUUAGGCCAUGUGUUCCAGAUGUUGAAGUUCAAACCCCUACCAAAUCCCAUCACACUCAUUCUUCUUCUAAGGGGGUAAAGAAAAUUCGUAAACCUCAACUUAACAGACGAGGUGUUCUUAUUCGCGAAGUUCAUGCUCCUGUUUCACUAGCUUCCAUGAAACGUCAAGCAAAAGAGAUGGUUAAAAAAGCUUAA
Messenger RNA from Lactuca virosa, 282 nucleotides. NCBI's taxonomy places the organism in Eukaryota, Viridiplantae, Streptophyta, Magnoliopsida, Asterales, Asteraceae. The record is from the annotation of a GenBank genome assembly.